UGGCCGAUUAAAAUCAGCCUGGUCUCGAGGCUAGAGAUGACAUCGAUAAAAACACUGAUUUUUGUGCUAAACAUUUUAAUACUGACUGAAGAUUUCCUGCUGCCUCUUCUUUUCUACUACAGCUGUAAUUAAAAUGUUGGAAGGACUAGCAAGAAAGAUUGGAUUGGGCUUGGCUGGUUUCACUAUUCUACCAUGGCUGCUCAUUGUGAUCGGAUUCGGAUGGACCACUGUUGCCGACGGUUAUACACCGGUGGGUUCUACGUGGUUUCCCCAUUGGUUCAUCUCUCUGCUGGGUAUUCCAAUCAUCGUGCUGGGAGCUGUUCAUGCUGUUAUCAGUGCACGAUCUGCAAUUAGGAUCCUCAGGACCAUUACGACAGUGUUCAGUGUUUUAUUCCUUCUCUGUCUUGGGAUGAUCUUAUUCGGUGCAGGAAGCUUCAUUAUUUACCAAUCAACCUAUGGUCAUGCCUUCUAUCAUCCUGUAAACUUGGCGUUUGCAGGAGCACUAAUUGCCACUAUGUCCUGGACUGGUCAGUUGAUGGCAUGGACCUUCUAUGAGGAAGCUAUCACCAAUAACCAACAAUACACUAUAUAGCCGAUAAUAGCUGCAUGCAUGCAUGGUGCGUGAUUUUGUACACUAUUAGCUUAACAUGCUAAGCGUCUAAGAGCUAGUGUUAGCAUUAUUGAAACUCAACAUGCAGUUCAAAUUAGCGAGUUAUUGUUGUGUGUUGCCUAUACUAUAUAGAGCUGUCACAAUGAACGUUUAUAAUCUAUGGUGAAAUAAACUCAUAUGUCUUAUCAUGA
Messenger RNA from Halichondria panicea, 801 nucleotides. RefSeq lists its product as uncharacterized. The record is from RefSeq and is a predicted model, not a curated record. The transcript is spliced from 5 exons. Bases 134 to 592 code for a protein of 152 amino acids. Lineage: Eukaryota; Metazoa; Porifera; Demospongiae; Suberitida; Halichondriidae.